Klebsormidium nitens is the source of this 1581-nucleotide messenger RNA. Lineage: Eukaryota; Viridiplantae; Streptophyta; Klebsormidiophyceae; Klebsormidiales; Klebsormidiaceae. The record is from the annotation of a GenBank genome assembly.
AUGCGCUUGCAAACUGGUACUUCCGCGGACCUGCAGACGCUUCGAGAAGCUGUCAGUGGUUUUGGGGGGUUCAAGAAGCUGGUGCGACUUGGAGUUGGCCUGAAGAAGAACGCACCUGAAACAGAACCGCAGGACGUUUGCAGCCUUACUCAGAAAGAUGUGCAGUUCUUUGUUUUCUCAAGGAUUCGGGACAACUGCUUCGCGUGGUCACUGGGUGACUGUGCCUUCGCAGUGGACAUUCCGGAUGGCCAGCUUUUUCUGAAUGCUCAAGUAAAGACUAUUGGGCACAGCGCCUGCGGGGAAGCCUCACAGAAAGACAGCAUAGAGCAAGAGCAAGUUGCUCCCUUAGAGGUGUAUGUUGUGAGAAAGGGCAGUCUGGCGAGCGCCUUCCAGGUCAACAUCAAGGCAGCAGAGACGCUCUCAAAGGAACUCGCUGAUCAUCCAGCUUCGAUGAUGCUUACGUUGAAAAGCGGGAACCGCUCUUUUGAUGAUCACCUCAAAAACAUCGGUCAGACGGCGUACAGAUUCCUAAUUCGCGUUGCCGGUGGAGCGUCAGGUCAAGCUGACGCAUCCGCUCAUGCUCUCCGCCAUCAUCAAACGUCAGCAGAACGCGGCACGCUCCGCCACCUGUCAAUCGCCGAUUCGCCCGUCUCCUCAGUCGGCCUCCAAAGCGCGCUCUCCGCUCUCGACCACUGCUUGCGGACGCUUGAGCUCUCGCCAGGCAUCAUUUUCCUUGCUGAGCCCGAAAGUCCGCUGGUCGCCGGAAACUACGCCUGUGCGAGCGUUCGGACACUUGUUUUGGGCGACGCGCUCGAAGCAGCGGGGGCGCGUGAGCUGAGGAAACGCAAAAAGCCAGCACUCCCGGGCAGACUUCCAGUGACCAUUUUUCCGUUCGAGCCGCUGCAAACGCUCUGGCUGGUCGGGCUCGGGGGUCUGACGGAAGACGACGUCAUCGGCAUCUUCCGGCGGACGCCGCUCCUGGAGGAGUUCCGCCUGUUCCCGAGCGGAUCGCAGGUGUAUAGGCACCAUUCCGGCGACAUCGAGGUCGCGGCUGGCCACGGCUCGUACGCGUCGCUGACGCCAGCGGCCGUUGCUGGCGUAUUCAAGGGGCUGACACGUCAUCACUGCCCGCGUCUUGCGCGGCUGUCGAUCGGCUGGAAGCACAAUCUUAUCGGACACCAAGAACUCAUUGGCUCCUGGUUGCGGCGCUUCGCGGACGCUCACCCGGAGAUGACCGAAGUCAAGCUCUUCCUAACCGAGAGAUUUCAUCCCGACGACUGGCUAUACGCGCUUUCAAACUGGGCGCCGACCCUGGAGAAAGUCACCGGGCACUUCGGCGCGUACUCCGGGGACUUAGACGCGGAACGGCAGCUGGUGCUCCUCGCAAAGGCGCCCCGGUUGACGGAGCUCGAGUGCCUCGGGAGAUGCUAUCGGGACGAAGUCCAGUGGAUGCGAGAACAGCAACUGGGAGCGUUUACGAAACUGAAGCGCGUGGGGCACUCUUCUCUGCGCUGCUUUCGAUGGAACAAGUACACGUGGUUGCUGGAUGACCUCAGGUACCCGAGCUGGCGUAGAGAGUAG